AUGCUUGAAGGAUUCAAGGCCAUAGACAAGGCACAGCGCAUGUUCGGCACAUGCAGCGAAGAAGAGGUCACCGAGCAGGUGCAGAUCCUGCAAGCCAUCGUUGAUCGCAGAGCUGCGAAGGACGAAGUCAAGAAGACGAAGAAAGACAAGGAGCAAAAGCGUCGCGACUCGUUGGAGUCCACGGGCUCGCAGCUGUGCGUGGAGGCCGAGCAGCGGGUGGCCAAGAGACAGCGAAGUGUGGGUCCGACGCCGAAGAAAGAAGACCAGGAUAUUCAAGAUCUUCUCGAAUUUGAGAAACAAAAGCAUACUGACGACCAUACGUUUAGAAUGGAGCGACUCGAGUACGAAAAGGAAGAACAAAAGCUACGGCUGGCUCAAAUGGCCGAAAGUGCCAAGCGAAACGAGCAAUUAGAACGACUCUUGUUAGAGAUGGGAAAGUUGAUCCAAGUCGUUGCGGAAAAAUCAAAUUAA
Aphanomyces astaci is the source of this 471-nucleotide messenger RNA. RefSeq lists its product as hypothetical. Bases 1 to 471 code for a protein of 156 amino acids. NCBI's taxonomy places the organism in Eukaryota, Oomycota, Saprolegniomycetes, Saprolegniales, Verrucalvaceae. The transcript has a single exon. The record is from RefSeq and is a predicted model, not a curated record.